This is a messenger RNA of Aspergillus bombycis, 2157 nucleotides long. RefSeq names its product shugoshin family protein. The transcript has 4 exons. The coding region runs from base 1 to 2157 and encodes 718 amino acids. NCBI's taxonomy places the organism in Eukaryota, Fungi, Ascomycota, Eurotiomycetes, Eurotiales, Aspergillaceae. The record is from RefSeq and is a predicted model, not a curated record. Gene Ontology annotation, cellular component: chromosome, centromeric region; nucleus. Gene Ontology annotation, biological process: meiotic chromosome segregation.
AUGGCUCGCUUAAACGAAUCAACAACCUCGACUGAAUCCAUUGAAAUUUUGAAACGGCGAUUCGUGCGCCAGAAUCGCGAAAUAGCCCGAGUGAAUUCGAUACAGUCCCUUCGAAUUCGCAGCCUUGAGUCAGAAGUUUCGCAUCUCCUUUCAGAAAAUGUUUCCCUCAGAGAGCGAGUCAUAAAUCUUAGCCAAGAAAUAGAGAGAUUCGAAGCGGCCAAGUUGUUCCAGGAUGGAGUCUACGAUAUCAAGGCGAAACUUGACAAUAAAUUGAUGGAGCUAGAAGGCCUAGUAGCUGAUUUAGGUGCAUUGCCACGCAGGCUCAACAAGCCAGUCGACGGGACAACAGAAGUUGCACAUCAGGAGCGAUCAGGCUUGGAUUCGAGACAUAACAUCGCUGACCUUGAAGCUUAUUCCGCACUCGAGCAAGACGGUAGGCUUCCGGUUAUACUGGAAGACAAAUAUUAUCCACGAAAGACAUUAGAGCCACAGGAAAUGCAGGAACUGAUGAACAACAACAUGAAUGCCCCGCAAUCUUCGGGUCAAGGGGGACCUUCGAUAUCACAAAUAGACAGCAUGGACGAUGAUCCAUACUCGACAUUGUCUGAAGCAGUUGCGGAUACGCAAGAGUUGGACAGCUCCCUAGGCCCUAAUGAGGCUCUUCUUCCCCCAAAUCUUGAAACCAGGAAAAAGAGGAAGGCUGGGACCGGCAAAAUACGCGAAGAUAUCCUCGAUAUGAACCUUGGAGAGUUUCCUGCACGAAGGGAGUCAAGUUUCUUGCUAAAUCCAGGUUCCAAACGUAAAUUCUCUGGUAGUGACGAUGGCGAUUUUGCAUUAGCACCCCCAGAUGAGGACGAUUUCCAAUUCACUCGACCUACACAGUUGCCACAGUUGACGCGGGACCAAUUACUGUCGACGUACAACGAUCAGUCGCCAGUUGAGAGGCAGAACUCCCAGAGGGGAUGCUCUAAAAGUGAUAGCCGACCUAAGCGAAAAGUUCUCGAGCCGAAGAGCACAAACCUAUCUUCAAUCGAGCCCCAAGCUCCUGAAGCCCAUGGGCAAGAUUGUAAGACCUCGACAAGAAUGAACAAUACGUCCGACGAGAAUAAGCCGAUAGAUCCAGCCCGUUUGGAGGAUAUCCACGGUCAACAAUUAGCCCCAAACGAGAGGUCUCAUUGCAAUGAUUCUGAUAAGGCUAGGCAAGAAGAGAUUCAAAUUCACACUCACGUGGCUGAAGACACAUCGCGCUCAUCUUCGCCACAUGUUGCAGUAUCUCAAGUACAACAUGAGCUUGAGACAUCCAUACCCUCACUUAAUGCUUCGUCUAGACCCACGAGGCGCCAGAGAUCUGUUGUAAGCUACGCAGAACCUAAUCUAAGGGAUAAGAUGAGACGUCCAACGGAUGAGUUCAUAGCAGCAGUCGGAAGCGACCAUCAUCCAAGGAGGGCAUCCGGCUCCAGUUCUGUUCGAACAACUUCAAACAGUGAAUUUGACGAGCGUAAAAGUGGCAAAAUCAUUGCAAGAAAAAAGCGAGACUCAGAUAUGGAAGGCAGAAACCCUAGGACACUUCCAAUGACUUCUUUCGAUAAUUCUCCUUGGCAACCAGCGAACAUGAUGUCUCGGAAACAAAGGAAGGCCUCACUUGCAAGUAAAGAAGAUAUACCGCCUGGCAACAAUCCUACGAAUGAGAUAAACGAGGCCCAUUCCUAUCCGAUAUUCGGGGGCCGCGAGCUAGUUGAGGUUUCAAGUGACCGACCUAUGGCCGAGGUACAAACGGGAAGCACAGGGAAGCAUGGAUCGCCGAUUGCUGUGGACCCUAGUGACAUGCCGAUGGAGUUAUCGAAGGUUAUAUCUAGAGCAAUAGCAGUUCCCAGCAGGCUGUCCCGACGGCACUCCACAAAUCCCAGAUCGUCUGGGCGGAGUCAUUAUUCCCCAAAACACGAGAUGAGCGUUUCGGGUACCGAGCAAGAAAGUAUGACAGGGUCUAGAGCAUGUUUGGAAAGGCCUAAUGAUACAUCAAUUGGGAAUAUCAGCGAACCGAAGGCAUCCAUGCAUGCCUCAGAAGCUCCUCCAUCAGCCAUAGGGCUAGCAAUAGAUGCUAGGCAAAUGAGGCGCGUACCACGCGCCGCUGCUAGGAGAAAAAGUAUGAUGUUGUGA